CGUACUGCACGCUGUACGUUUGGGGACUUCGCUGUUAAGCUGAGCCUAACAGACCCGAACCAGAACCACAGGGCGAGGCAGCGGCUUCGAGCUCAGACAGGAAGAAAGAAUCAAUUUAAAACUUCAAGUCUAAGUCUGGUUUUUCUUGGAGGUGUAUUUUAGAGGACUUCUGAACACCAAGAUGUAGUUCCUCCUCAUGUGAAAUUUUACGUGUAGCACAAGACUGAACCUCCCACUUCUAACUUUACUGCACAGAAGGAAAUAGGGGUGAGCUCGCUAGAAAUGGAGAAAUCAAGUUGCUUUUCUUCAGCUCGAAACAUCCUGUGUCUGUUUGACGUGGACGGCACACUGACACCACCAAGAGAAAAAAUCGACCCAAAGCUGGACGAGUUCUUCCGGACUCUGCGGAGGAAAAUGAAGAUCGGCAUCGUCGGAGGGUCAGACUACCCCAAGAUAGCGGAGCAGCUUGGGGAAGGAGAUGAUGUGAUACAUAAGUUUGAUUAUGUGUUUGCUGAGAACGGAACAGUUCAAUACAAAGAUGGGAAACUCCUCUCAAAGCAUGCGAUCCAGAACCAUCUCGGAGAGGAGCUGCUGCAAGAUCUCAUUAACUUUUGCCUCCGAUACAUGGGGCUCAUUAAACUGCCAAAGAAAAGGGGCAUUUUUAUCGAGUUCAGGAACGGAAUGAUUAACAUUUCACCCAUCGGUCGCAGCUGCACCCUGGAGGAGAGAAUAGAAUUUUCUGAAAUUGACAAAAGGGAGAAGAUCCAGGAGAAAUUUGUUGCUGCCUUGAAAAAGGAAUUUGCUGGAAAAGGGCUGCGCUUCACCAAAGGUGGUCUCAUCAGUUUUGAUGUUUUCCCCGAGGGCUGGGACAAGAGCCUGUGCCUGGAUUUGCUGGCCAUCUACUUCUUUGGCAAUGAGACCUCAGAUGGAGGAAACGACUAUGAAAUCUUCAACGACCCAAGGACGAUCGGAUUCACGGUCUACUCUCCCGAGCACACGGCGCGGCUCUGUCGAGAACUUUUCUUUGAUGCUUCUCCACAUCUCAUCAUGAUACCUUCGGCCAAAAACCCCUCUGAUAUGGAUGGCAACAUGACUAUUGAUCGCAGGGUUUUAAUGAACUGCUGAAUGGUAAUACUACUGAUCUCCCCUUGUUAAUAAUAUUAGUUUAAUAUAUGAAUGAAAGAUGGAAGGUUGGUCUUUAUUUAAAGAAAUGGACAGUUGUUAUGGAAUACUGUGCCAAAAACUGUUUCACUUGUGCGAUAAGUAACAUGUAACCUUGAAUCUAACCCAAAAUUAGCAGGAAUGUUCAUCUUGCACGUUAGUUUGGGUAUGAAGCAAUAUUUUGUACUAAUGCUGGGAUCCUUUUAUUCUUCUUAUUGACAAACCCACUGCAGUAUGUGAGAAGGAUGGAAGAGAAUGGGAUUAAAACAUGGGAUUAUUUUUUGUUUUUUUUGGUUGCUCAGAAAAAUUUGAUGAACUUGUUGAAACAAAGACCUCUCUUCUUUUAAGGUUUAGGGUGAACCAAAGACAAACAACAUUCUUGGUGCUUUAAUUUUUAAACUGGAUCUCUUUCAGUAUUUUAACUGUUUAACAUUUAGUGUCAAAUAUUAACAUCAACUUCUCAAAGUCAUGAAAAAGAUAUUAACUCCUUUUUUGUGUUCACUGUGGGUCUUUAAAUGCAUUUAAGAUUUAGCAGAUUUUAAGCAAAGGUUAAAUUUUUUAAGUGCAGUUCUGUUGAGAGGUUGUGAAUAGUCAGUAUCUUACCUACCACUUGAUAAGAUGAAAGAUUAAUUGGGUAAAAAUGAACUUAAUCCCUAAAUAUUUUAGUAAAACAAAUAUUUCAGUAUGAAAGGUCAUUGUUACCGUUCGCAGGCUAACACGGUCUGAGUGUAAAUUCGAUUCAAAUAAAUAUCUAAUGCUAAUAAAGUCACUGUCUACAUUAACUAGACAUCAGCUAGAAAUCCAAUCUCUUUCAUCAAACCAAAGAUUGUAAGAGACUUAUCCACUGCAGGUAGGAUACUUCAUGCUCUUAGGCUCUCAGCAGAAUCCCAUCUUCAAAACAUCUGGGCCCGUAUUCACGAAGAAUCGUAAGACUAAACGUAGCUCCUAGUGACGUCAUUCUAAGAAAAAUCUCAGAAUUUCACAAAUAUUAUGAUUUUUCUUAGAAAUUCCCCAUGGUCAGAUAAAAGUUAUUUAUGAAGCAUCUUAGGCCUUAAGAGAGCUCCUAACAUGAGGAAAUGUUAAUAGUAGCGACAAGGACUUCUAGUGAGCUUAAGAGUGUCUUAAGCAGAGAUGAUGGUGGAAAGACCAAGAGAAAGGAGAGAUAUUCUCCAAACAAUGAAUAACAGUGAAUUAAAAUGCUACCAGCUCUAUCGCGCAGGGAUUCACCCCUUUAAUAGUCAAGUAAAUGAGAACAUAAACUUCUAUAACAAUCAUACAAUAAUUAAUAUAGAGAUUAGAUUAACUUUAUCAUUCCCCUAUAGGGCGAAAAUAAAUCGUUUCAGCAGCAGGACAGGUUAAUGGUGCACCUCUAGUAAAGUAAUAUUAGGAAGGAUAAAUAAAUAAUAGAAACAAUAAUGAAUAACCAUGAAUAAAACGUGAACAACACUACAAACAAUAUCGUGCAGAAUUAUUUAAAUAUUAACAGACUGUAAAAUGCUUUCACAAACUUAAUUAGGAAAAAACUUGAAAAUAUAUACAAACUCUGCAAGAUACAGUACAAUAAUAUAAGCACUAUAUACACAGAAGGAAGAUGUAAAUGAGGUGAAGAAGUAGUUGCUGUAUUGUUCAUGAUGAUGCCAAAACAACUGAAAUAGAUCUUGGAUAACUGUAAGAAAGUGCUGAAAGAUGCUGAAAACAAAUAUAUCUUAAGACCCUUUAAACAAAUUAUAAGAAACUCUCGAUUAAAGAAAUAACUGAUAAAAUAAGAAGUGUUUUAAGACUUUUGCACAAUACUGGGUGUUCAAAAAUGAUAAAUGGCUCAGUGAGAAAAUUAAUCUCAACCAGUGAAUUGAGCUACUGUGACUGUGUCACUAUUUUAACUUUUUUUUUUUUUUUUUUGGCAUUAGUGGCCUUUUUAUUAUUAUUUUUUUUAACAAUAGGCAGACAGGAAAGAGGGGUAGAGAGAGGGGGAGACAUUCGACAAAUGUCGCCGGGUCCAGGACUCAAACCCAGGACGGCUGCUUCGAGGACUGUAGCCUCCCUAUAUGGUCGCACGCUUAACCCGUACACCAUCAGCGCCGCGACCACUAUUUAAACUUUUAAGACAAAAAUAUUUGAUUGAUCUUUAUCUGCAUGUUUAGCUAUCACCAGUAAUUAUUUUCAUAAAGUGUUUAAAGCAUUAAGAUGUUUUGUGAUUGCUGAACCUUGCAGCAAAAGAAAUGUUAAUUACAUAAAGUUUCCAGAGUGCUUGUUUGGAACCAAUUUUCUGAGCUUGACAACAUUUUAUAAAAUGUAUGGUCUUUUCCACCACUGUUUUAAGGGAUUUUAACCAGGUUUAGGGAAUACAUAAUUUAUGGUUUGGGAACAGACCACCCUCAUUAAAAAUCUGACCAUCCACACUCCUUCAACCUGAAGGGCUACAGGGGACUUUUAACUGCAUAUCUGACAGUUACCUUAUAAUGUGUCUGUGGAAGUAACUGUUGGUUUUUCAGCCAUUCAUGGAGAAAAAGAAGCUACUUAAUGUAAUAAAUCCCGUUUUAACCUCU
Girardinichthys multiradiatus is the source of this 3707-nucleotide messenger RNA. RefSeq names its product phosphomannomutase 1-like. Gene Ontology annotation, molecular function: phosphomannomutase activity. Bases 283 to 1125 code for a protein of 280 amino acids. Gene Ontology annotation, biological process: protein N-linked glycosylation; GDP-mannose biosynthetic process; mannose metabolic process. The record is from RefSeq and is a predicted model, not a curated record. Lineage: Eukaryota; Metazoa; Chordata; Actinopteri; Cyprinodontiformes; Goodeidae. The transcript is spliced from 8 exons. Gene Ontology annotation, cellular component: cytosol.